AUGAGCAGUGUAGUCCAGAACCCCUACAUCGGCCGAACGCCAACCAGUCGGAUUCCCAAGCCUGGGGGCAGUGGAGGGGCGCAACCUGGAAGUCGAGACAGCGGUGGGAUUUGUCGAAGCAGUAGCAUCAGCAGUGGAAGUGGCGGGCCUGGAGGCAAGAUAAUGUCUCUGUCGUCCAUGAGUGACAGUAUGCACAGUGGCCUGAGCUGUUUCCUGUCAGAGCAAGCACUGGAGCAGGAAGAAAAGCAGCAGCGCAGUCGCCAGUUAGCAGAGUUUCAACGCCUGAAAGAGGUUCGUGCAGCUGCUCAGCUCAAAAACCUGGAGGAUUUCCUCAGGAUGAACCAUGUGUCACUCAGGGAAAGCAUGUCUUAUUCCACUGGUAUGAUUUACAGAAAUCUGGGGAAAUCGGGGCUGAGGGUGUCCUGUCUAGGAUUAGGCACGUGGGUUACCUUUGGAGGACAGAUAACGAAUGAGGUGGCAGAGGAGCUGAUGACUGUGGCAUAUGAAAAUGGAAUCAAUCUUUUUGACACCGCUGAAGUGUAUAAUGCUGGAAAGGCUGAAAUCGUCUUGGGAAGUAUCAUAAAGAAGAAAGGAUGGAGGCGUUCUAGUUUAGUCAUCACCACCAAAAUCUUCUGGGGUGGAAAAGCAGAGAUGGAAAGAGGACUGUCCAGAAAACAUAUCAUUGAGGGUCUAAGAGCAUCACUAGAGAGACUUCAGCUCGAAUAUAUAGAUGUGAUUUUUGCAAAUCGACCAGAUCCUAACACACCUAUAGAAGAGACGGUGAGGGCAAUGACCCAUGUGAUCAACCACGGGAUGGCCAUGUACUGGGGUACAUCACGAUGGACUUCCAUGGAGAUCAUGGAGGCCUACUCUGUGGCACGACAGUUCAACCAGAUUCCACCCAUCUGCGAACAGGCAGAGUACCACAUGUUCCAGAGGGACAAGGUUGAGGUGCUGCUCCCUGACCUCUUCCACAAGAUCGGUAUUGGAGCUAUGACCUGGUCUCCACUGGCUUGUGGGAUUAUCUCAGGGAAGUAUAACAGUGGGAUCCCCCCUCAUUCACGUGCCUCGCUGAAGGGUUAUCAGUGGAUGAAGGACAAGAUCCUGAGUGAGGAGGGACACCGUCAGCAGGAAAAACUGAAGGAGUUGCAAGCAGUUGCUGAGCGACUGGGCUGCACUCUGUCCCAACUAGCUAUUGCCUGGUGUUUGAGGAACGAAGGGGUGAAUUCUGUGCUGCUGGGAGCUUCCAGGACCGACCAGCUGAUGGAGAAUAUCAGAGCAAUACAGGUUCUUCCAAAGUUAUCGCUGUCUGUUGUAUCUGAGAUGGAUGGCAUCUUGGGAAACAAGCCCUAUAAUAAAAAGGACUUCAGAUCCUAG
Messenger RNA from Seriola dumerili (greater amberjack), 1377 nucleotides. RefSeq names its product potassium voltage-gated channel subfamily A regulatory beta subunit 2 (gene kcnab2). Gene Ontology annotation, biological process: potassium ion transport; transmembrane transport; regulation of action potential. NCBI's taxonomy places the organism in Eukaryota, Metazoa, Chordata, Actinopteri, Carangiformes, Carangidae. The record is from RefSeq and is a predicted model, not a curated record. Gene Ontology annotation, cellular component: voltage-gated potassium channel complex; extrinsic component of cytoplasmic side of plasma membrane; cytoplasm. Gene Ontology annotation, molecular function: voltage-gated potassium channel activity; transmembrane transporter binding; potassium channel regulator activity.